AGGAGCUGAGCAAAUAUAAAUGAUAAAAGGCUACAGAUGAAAGGGGAAAGUAUCUUCAAUCUUGAACCUAUGGGAAAUGGUUGUUGCUUGCUAACGUUCACAAGCACCGCGUUAGCAACAAAAUAGCCUAAACGUUUCCUUGAAAAUGUCUAAAAUGCAGCUGUUGCAGGAUUAUCUAAACGAGCGGUUAACAGCGGUGGCUGUUGAGAUAUUUGGGGCAGUGGAAAAUACCAUAGCAGACUACCAGGCAGAAAUCUCCCGUUCAAAUGAGGAGAUUGAACGUCUACGGAGGCUGCUGGAUUUGGUUUUCCAACCCGACAUAAAGCUACAGAAAGCAGACCCCCCGCAGCUCACGCUCCUUGUCCCUGAAGAGGAGGUUCUUGCUGAGAAGCAGCACUGUGAGCAGGAGUGGAGCCCCAGUCUGGGCCAGGAGGACCCAGAGCCCACUCAGAUUAAAGAGGAACAGGAGGAGUUUGGGACCAGUCAGGAGGAAGAGCAGCUUCAGGGGCUGGAGUCUGAUAUCAAAGAGGUCAUAUUCUCUCCUCAAUUUUCUUCCCAGCCCUCACAUCAUCCCCAAACCCAAACUGUGGAGAACAGAGAGAGGGACGCUCUACCCACCAAAACAACUGAAGAGAUCAAAACGGAACCGGAUGGAGAGGGCUAUGGAGGAUCUGAAGCAAACAAUGAAUUACAGCCCCUCUCUCCAGUAAAUUCUGACUGUUCUGCAGCUCAUAUUGGGAACAGUGAAAGGGACAGUAUAGGGCUAAUGUCAGGGUUACAGCCACUCAAAUCAAAGACCACAUGGACAAAUAAAGUACAAAGCUCUAUUAAGACCAGGGAAGCCAGUGAGUUGAAAGUUCCAUUGAGGGUGGCUCACUCAGGGGAGAGACCACACAGGUGUCCCGUCUGCAGGAAAUGCUUUCUGAAAAUUAGCAUUUUAAAAACUCAUCAGAGAAUUCACACUGGGGAGAAACCAUAUUGUUGCAAUGUAUGUGGCAAAUGCUUCAGCCGGAUGGGACACCUGACUGAGCAUAUGAGAACUCACACGGGGGAGAAACCAUAUCAGUGCAAAGAAUGUAGCAAAUGCUUCAGCCGGAUGAGAAACCUGACCGUUCAUAUGAGGACUCACACAGAUGAGAGACCAUAUAAGUGCCCCAUGUGUGUAGAAUGCUUCAGAUCAGCAAGUCAUCUAAAAUGGCACCAGCGAAGACAUCACACAGGAGAGAAACCACGUUGCUGACUUUGUGGUAAAUGCUUCACUUGUAAGAACUGAGGAGGAGAAUGAACCCAGAGGGAUAAACAUGACAAUGCUGCUGGGGCAAAAUUGUACUCUCACUUGUAGGAGGACCUUUCCAUUGUAAAACACUGAUGUUUCAUAACCCUUCUGAGCAUGGCACAAAUAUAUAUACUAUAAUACGUUUUUCAGAACCUAGUAGUUAUUUGGCAAUUCUAGCAUUAUUUGCACGCAAAAUCACAAUUUAUAUGUCUCACAGAAUGGACAAACAAAAUGUAAAUUAAACUUUUGAUGUGCGUGUCUAUAAUACCCCUUGGGGGAGUGUUUACCCCCUAAAAGUCGACUUGUAAAUAUUGACAUGAUGGGCAAAUAAGAAGUGUUCUGGAUGUUACACACCCUCUGUUCUGGAUGUUACACACCCUCUGUUGUGGAUGUUACACACCCUCUGUUGUGGAUGUUACACACCCUCUGUUGUGGAUGUUACACACCCUCUGUUGUGGAUGUUACACACCCUCUGUUGUGGAUGUUACACACCCUCUGUUGUGGAUGUUA
Molecule: messenger RNA, 1786 nt
Organism: Oncorhynchus gorbuscha (pink salmon)
Lineage: Eukaryota; Metazoa; Chordata; Actinopteri; Salmoniformes; Salmonidae
Product: oocyte zinc finger protein XlCOF7.1-like
Exons: 2
Coding region: 146-1240 (364 amino acids)
Biological process (GO): central nervous system development; regulation of transcription by RNA polymerase II
Cellular component (GO): nucleus
Molecular function (GO): RNA polymerase II cis-regulatory region sequence-specific DNA binding; DNA-binding transcription factor activity, RNA polymerase II-specific
Source: RefSeq, a predicted model, not a curated record